GGAAUGUACGAAGCAAUAGUCGGCUGGCUGUAGUUGGUUGAUUUCAACAAUGGAAAGUUUGAUUCUGAUUAUUCUGGUGAUAAUGCCAGGUGUGUGGAGUGGAAACUGGAAAGUGACCUACACAGACCAGUGUACUUUGAAAGGGACAUCAGUUGUAAUCAAGUGCGAGUAUGACUAUCCUUUUGGUCAUAUUGUCACUUCUGUCGCCUGGUCUAAAGCCCUGUUUUUUUCCGGCAAAUGGAGGCAGGUUUACCUCACAGGACUCCCUUCGCCCCCAGACCACUUUAAAUAUGUGGGCAACACCUGGGGUGACUGUAGUCUGAGGAUCAACGAUGUACAACACAAUGAUGAAGGACGUUACUUUUUUCAUUUUGCGACAACACUCGACAGAUGGAGAAGUAAAACAUCUGCUCGUUUGUCCGUAAGAGAGUUGACCACUGUUGUGCAGCCGAGCACUGUGACAGAGGGAGAUAAAGUCAGUCUGACAUGUUUGUCGGGUUGUCCUACACCUGUAAACAUUGUCUGGUUCAGAGAUGGACAACAUGUACCAAAUCCAGUCUUUCAAGCUGGGAGAGAGGAUGCUGGGAGGUACCACUGUGCUGUCCAGGGACAAGAAGCGGCCAGCUCUGCCUCUGUGGCUCUAAAUGUUCAGUAUGCUCCCAGUAAUGUCACACUGUCAAUGAGUCCAUCGGUCGUCAAAGGAAGUUCGGUGACUUUCACCUGCAGCAGUGAUGCCAACCCACCUGUGACACAAAGUGGAUACCGCCUGUAUAAAGACAGACACUUCAUCAGCUCAGGACAGAAUCACACCAUCUCUGACAUCCAGCCGAGCCACAGUGGACUGUACUACUGUCAGGCCUGGAAUAACAUCAGCAGGAGGGGCACCAGCCUGAUUAACUCUACUGAGGUUCACCUCGAUGUCCAGUACCGCCCAGAGAACAUUACCAUUUCAAUGGACCUGCCGUAUGUUGUUGAGGGCAGCAGUGUAAAUCUGACCUGCCACAGUGCUGCUAACCCUGCAACAGACAACUACACCUGGUACAGGAGUACUGCUUCCAGUUCCAGCUCCAUGGUCUAUGUGAGCUCAGGACAGGUGCUGUCUCUCCCCUCUGUGGAGGCGCCCCACACUGGACUCUACCUCUGCCAGGCCAGGAACACAGUGGGGGAAAACAACUCAACUGAGUGGCUGCUUGCCAUGGAAGAAAAGACACAUGGCAGUCGGUCCCUCGCAGUCGUAGCUGGCAUUGGAGUCUCUGUUUUGCUGACACUUGUGUUGGCUCUUCUUUUGCUCUGGCUGAAACAGAGGACACAUGCAGAGAAAAAACAGCCUGUGUAUGACUUCAGGCUCAGUGGGAGAGGCUCGAGCUCUUCAGCUUCUGAAGAUCUAUCUAACAGCAUUUAUGCCAACAUCCACGUGUCGCCAUCUUCUCCACCUGUUAUUGCUGUUCCGGACAUCACACUCCAUUCACAGAGGAAGUCACGCCAUGGACAUGAUGCCUCCUCGGCUUAUGAAGAUGAGGUCACCUACUCAACAGUGACCAUUACACCCAGAAACCCACAUCGCACAUACAACAGCAGAUCAGCGCAUGACUCCAGGUCCAAAUCUGGAGAGAAUGACAGCUCUGUGAUCUACGCUUCACUCGCUUAAUCUGGCUGAGUUUGACUGAAACCUUUUGCUCCUUUGAAGCAGUUUCAUCAUUAUCAAGAAACCUGUGUUGUCUUGUCAUGUGGCAUGUUACUCUGAAGAUAAGUUACGAAGAGUUCAGAGGUCAGUCUCUUAGGGGGGUUGAAUAGAGCUAUAUGUGUAAUACUCUAAAUACAACCCUGCUUUCACAAGGGUUCAAUUUUUUUAUUUAUAGUCAUUUAUACUCCAGUGUUUGCAAGGCUUUUUGUUUUUUCUAGUUUGUACAGUAACAUUUACUGAAUAUCGAUGUAGGAAAUUUCAUUUUACCUUUACUAUUUUUGAUAUAAUAAAGGAUGGUUGUCUCUA
Epinephelus fuscoguttatus (brown-marbled grouper) is the source of this 1990-nucleotide messenger RNA. RefSeq names its product B-cell receptor CD22-like. NCBI's taxonomy places the organism in Eukaryota, Metazoa, Chordata, Actinopteri, Perciformes, Serranidae. The record is from RefSeq and is a predicted model, not a curated record. Bases 50 to 1648 code for a protein of 532 amino acids. The transcript is spliced from 11 exons.